AUGGCUUCUCACAAGAUCACCAAGGUUGCUGGUGCACAGGCCACUAACGAAUUCGAGCUUUCUGUUGCUCAAGCUCUCGUCGACUUGGAGAACAACGUUGCCGAGCUCAAGAAGGACUUGCGUCCUCUUCAAAUCACUGCUGCCAAGGAGGUUGAAGUUGGCAGUGGCAAGAAGGCUAUUGUUAUCUUUGUGCCUGUCCCCACCCAAAAGGCAUGGAACAAGGUCCAAGCUCGUGUCACUCGUGAGCUCGAGAAGAAGUUCUCUGAUCGUCAAGUUGUCUUUGUUGCCCAACGUCGCGUCCUUCCUGUUCCUAGCCGUCGUUCCAACCCCAAGCAACCCCGUCCCAGAUCUCGCACUUUGACCGCUGUCCACGAUGCCAUCCUUGAGGACCUUGCUCACCCCUCUGAAAUCGUUGCCAAGCGCACUCGUGUUGCUGUUGAUGGCUCCAAGACCAUCCGAGUUUUCUUGGAUCCCAAGGAUGCUACCUCCCUCGAGUACAAGCUUGACACCUUCUCUGCUGUCUACAAGAAGCUCACUGGCAAGGCUGUUGUGUUUGAGUUUGCUGCCAAUGCUGAUUUGAUCUAA
Lichtheimia ornata is the source of this 585-nucleotide messenger RNA. RefSeq lists its product as uncharacterized. The transcript is spliced from 3 exons. Gene Ontology annotation, biological process: ribosomal small subunit biogenesis; translation; rRNA processing. NCBI's taxonomy places the organism in Eukaryota, Fungi, Mucoromycota, Mucoromycetes, Mucorales, Lichtheimiaceae. Gene Ontology annotation, cellular component: 90S preribosome; small-subunit processome; ribosome. Gene Ontology annotation, molecular function: structural constituent of ribosome. The record is from RefSeq and is a predicted model, not a curated record. Bases 1 to 585 code for a protein of 194 amino acids.